Linum trigynum is the source of this 6348-nucleotide messenger RNA. NCBI's taxonomy places the organism in Eukaryota, Viridiplantae, Streptophyta, Magnoliopsida, Malpighiales, Linaceae. The record is from the annotation of a GenBank genome assembly.
UUGAGUUACUAUUCAUUAGUGGUUCUCACACUCCUCCAAGUGCAAGCGGGGAAGUUUCAAGUCCUUCUUUUACCCCACUCUCCAUUCUAUAACCUUUGUGUUUAGUUAUUGUUUGCUAGGUUUUCGUCUAUGUCUUUUUGCACAAAUCAUCGCCCUUGUGUUUUCUUAUUGUUCGCUAGGAUUUUGUCUAUGGAUUUUUUCACAAAUCAUCGCCAUUGUGUUAUUAUCGCCUUUGUGUUUGGUUAUUGUUCGCUAGGUUUUCGUCUAUGUAUGUAUUGAUAUAUAAAAGCCUAGGUUUGAAUUACUAUUCAUUAGUGGCUCUCACACUCCUCCAAGUGCAAGUGAUGAAGUUUCAAGUCCUUCUUUUACCACACUCUCCAUUCUCCAACUUUUGUGUUUAGUUAUUGUUCUCUAGGUUUUCGUCGAAUUUUCAAGUCCUUCUUUUACCCCUCUCCAUUCUACAACCUUUGUGUUUAGUUAUUGUUUGCUAGGUUUUCGUCUAUGUCUUUUUGCCCAAAUCAUCGCCUUUGUGUUUUGUUAUUGUUCGCUAGGAUUUCGUCUAUGACUUUUUGCACAAAUCACCGCCUUUGUGUUAUUAUCGCCUUUGUGUUUGGUUAUUGUUCACUAGGUUUUCGUCUAUGACUUUUUGCACCCACCUUUCCCCACCACUUUGCAUGUCAUCUCGAAAUACUGUCGGCGGGAUCCUAAGUAGUUCCCCACCACCGUUUUCUAAGGCCGCUACUACGAGUUUUUUAUCGGGACCGAGUUUCAUCCUCUUCAGUGUUUUUUUCUUUCUUUUCUUCCUUUUUGUUGAGUAACCCAAACACAUGGGUAUCCUAUAUAUCUUGAACAUAAAUCAUCGUCUUUGCCCAUCAUUUUGCAGCACAUCUCGAAAUACUGUCGGCGGAAUCCUAAGUUGUUCCCCGCCACCAUUUCCCAAGGCCACUACCACGAGUUUUGUAUCUGGACCGAGUUUCAUCAUCUUUAGUGUUUUUUCCCCUUUUUGUUGAGCAUGAUCACAAUUGAACCCAAACACAUGAGUAUCCUAACUUGAACUCAAAUCAUCGCUUUUGCCCAUCCUUUUGCAGCCCUUCUCGAAAUAUUGUCGGCGAAAUCCUAAGUUGUUCUCUACCAUCGUUUCCCAAGGCUGCUACCACGAGUUUUGUAUCGGGACCGAGUUUCAUUAUCUUUAGUGUUUUUUUCUUUCUCAUUUUCCUUUUUGUUGAGCAUGAUCACAAUUGAACCCAAUAUCACUACCGAAAAUUCAUACCAUAUCUACUCAAUGUUGGCGAGUUUUGUAUCAGGACCGAAUUUCGUUUGCUUCUAGUAUUUUUUUCAUUCACUUUUCCUUUUUGUUUAGCAUGAUCACAAUUGAACUCAAAUCCAUGAGUGUCCAACCUAAUUCGAUUCGGUCAAAGCGUCUUGAAACGGACUUUAGUAUUUAUAAAUUUCUCUUUCUUCUUCUUUUGGUUGGGAAGACAAUUAAACCCGAACUUAAGGUUUUGACGAGUGUUAUAUUGUGAGCGAGCUUUAUCAGCUUUUGUAGUUGACAGGUUGAACCAAAUGUUAAUUUGUUAAAAAAUUGUUCAAAGCGAGUCGAACACAUUGUUGAUAAGUUUUAGAUCGAAAGCAAGUUUUGUACGCUUUAAUGUUUUUUAUUUCUCAUUUUCCUUUUCGUUGAGAAUGACAAUUGAACUCUGACCCAUUGUUGAUACGUUUCGUAUCGAGAGCGAGCAAAUUUUAUCUGCUUUUGUAAUUGAAAUGUUGGGUAAAUUGUGAAUUUGUUAAAUCUUGGUCACCCAGGUCAAAGUGAGUUGAAUGAAGUGUUGAGAGUUUGGGGUCAUAAGCGAGUUUUAUCCGCUCUAGUAUUUUUUUAUCCUUUUCCUUUUGGUUGAGAAUAACAAUUGAGUCCAAACGCAUGGGUAUACAACCUAAUUCGACCCGACCAAAGCGACUUGAACCCAAUUUUACAGGUUUUCGACGGGAGCGAGUUUUAUCUGUUUUAGUAACUAGCAUGUUGUGUCAGGUGUGAAUUUGUCCAACACUCGGUCCAAUCAGGUUAAAGCGAGUUGAACUUGCUAUUGAUGAGUUUUGAGUCAGUAGCGAGUUUUAGCUUUAGUGUUUUUCAUUUCGUUUUUUCUUUUUGUUUGAGAAAGACAAUUAAACCCAAAUCCAUGGGUAUCCAACCUAAUUUGACCUGAUCAAUGCGAGUCGAACCUCCUCAAACCUGUAAUCAGUCAAAAAAAUUCAUAAUUGAGAACCACGAUUACCUCAAACCCAAAGAAAAGGCAAAAAAGUACGUCUAUGUUUGGCCUGAAUUUUAGAAGUUUUAUGUCUCAAAAGUUGAAGCCAAGCUAAACACUUCUAAAGUUUGGUUUUUUUAAAAAUUGAAUUUUUUCGUAACUUAAAAGCAGAAGUUCCAAUUUGAAAAUGCAAAAUUAUCCUUACCAUAUAUUAUUCUUUUUCUAGAAAAUAUAAUUUUCUUUCAUUUAUAUCAUUCUAAAAAAAAUAAUUAAAAAAAUAAUAUUAUUUAGUAUGAAAUAAAUCUAACGUGAUCCAUUUUAAAUACUUUUUUUAUUUUUAGAAUUUGUAUUCAUAUUUUAUGUUAUAAAUAUUUUAUAGUUAUUUUUCACUGUCUCUUAUAUUAGAAAAUAAUUCUGAUAAUUUAAACAUAAUUAAUCUAUUCGACGACUCUUCUACGUUAUGCAAGUUCAUCGACCAUAUGAUAUUGUAAAUAACAACCUAUUAAAAGAAUGAUUAAUAUUGGAAAGGUAGCAAGCUGUUUGUUUGUACUCCCGCCAGGCCGCCACUGACUUUCAACACUAACCCGCCAUCUGAAUAUUCCUGUCAAUCUCAGUCUCAGUCUCAGUCUCAGUCUCCGCCUCCACUGAUAUUGCUAUAGUCACUCGCGCUCUCUCAGUCUCCGCCGUAGUUCUCGUUUCUGCCCAUUUGGAAUCGGCGACGGAUUCAUCGUCGGAGAAAAAGAAUCGAAGAAGCAGAGGUCUAUGGCUUCAUCGGAGGAGCAGGCCUCGCUUCUCGAACACGGUCCGUCUUCACGCCACAAUCAGGGUGAGCGUAGUGGAUUGCACACUGGAGAUGGCUCGGUUGACAUCAAUGGAAGGCCAGUUCUCAAGCAGAACACUGGAAAUUGGAAAGCAUGUCCUUUCAUCUUGGGGACGGAGUGUUGUGAACGGUUGGCCUACUACGGGAUUGCUAAGAAUCUCGUGACUUAUCUUACUACGAAUAUGCACGAGGGGAAUGUAUCGGCUGCAAGAACUGUUUCUACGUGGUCUGGCACUUGCUACAUUACGCCACUCAUUGGGGCUGCACUGGCAGAUGCAUACUGGGGGAGGUAUUGGACCAUUGCGGCUUUCUCGACGAUUUACUUCAUUGGAAUGUGCACCUUGACUCUAUCAGCAUCGGUUCCAUUUCUGAAGCCUUCCGAUUGUGUGGGUUCACUCUGUCCUCCAGCAACUACCCUGCAAUAUGCUGUAUUCUUCUUUGGUCUAUACCUGAUCGCACUUGGGACAGGUGGCAUUAAACCUUGUGUUUCAUCGUUUGGGGCUGAUCAGUUCGAUGAUACUGAUGCCAUAGAGAGGGUGAACAAGGGUUCCUUCUUCAACUGGUUCUAUUUCUCGAUAAACAUCGGUGCUCUCAUUUCGAGCAGUUUGAUCGUUUACAUUCAAGAUAAUGUUGGGUGGGCUCUAGGGUUUGGUGUGCCUGCCAUAUUUAUGGGAAUUGCCAUAGCGACUUUCUUCUCUGGCACCCCACUCUAUAGGUUCCAGAGGCCAGGGGGAAGCCCUCUUACGAGAAUGUGCCAGGUCUUGGUUGCAUCUUUUCAUAAGUGGAAUCUAGAAGUGCCUUCUGACUCCACCCUCUUGUACGAAACACAAGAUGAAAUCUCUAGCGUCGAAGGCAGCCGUAAGCUGGAGCACAUUGAUGAAUUGAAAUGCCUUGAUAGAGCUUGCAUAGUAUCAGAUGCCGAGAUGAAAAGCUCAGACUUCUCAAACCCAUGGAGGCUCUGCACGGUGACACAGGUCGAGGAACUCAAAAUCCUGAUCCGCAUGUUCCCCAUCUGGGCCACAGGGAUCGUCUUUUCCGCAGUCUAUGCCCAGAUGUCCACCAUGUUCGUCGAGCAAGGCAUGCUGAUGGAUGCCACGAUCGGCUCCAUCAAAAUCCCUCCUGCCUCCUUAUCCACAUUCGAUGUCAUCAGCGUCAUCUUCUGGGUCCCGGUCUAUGACGCCUUCAUUGUCCCACUUGCCUCUCGUUUCACUGGAAACCCAAGGGGUUUCUCCGAGCUGCAGCGAAUGGGGAUUGGCCUGUUGAUCUCGAUCCUCGCCAUGGCAGCAGCAGCUCUCGUGGAGAUCAAGCGGCUCCAGCUCGCUGACGAGCUAGGACUGGUUGACCAAGCUGUGGUUGUCCCACUCAGCAUCUUCUGGCAGAUCCCACAAUUCAUGCUGGUGGGUGCUGCCGAGGUGUUCACUUUCAUUGGCCAGCUCGAGUUCUUCUACGAGCAGUCCCCUGAUGCGAUGCGGAGCCUGUGCAGUGCGCUGGCGCUGCUGACGACAUCAUUGGGGAACUACCUGAACUCGUUUAUCCUGACUAUCGUGGUGCAUUUCACCACGAAGGGUGGGUUGGAGCCAGGGUGGAUACCAGAUAACUUGAACGAGGGGCAUCUCGAUUACUUCUUCUGGUUGUUGGCUGGGUUAAGCUUUGCAAAUCUGGUGGUUUAUAUCGCGUGUUCCAGGAGUUAUAGACAGAAGAAGGCUAUCUAGCCAGUGGCCUCGGAACGAAAUUGUUUGUAUAGUGUACACAGAUAUACUGAUUUCCUUUCCAGAUCCAAUAACCUUUUUUGCUUUAUUACUUUUACUUCCCGUUGUAAUCUUAUGUGUAUAUAACACAUUGUGUUCAUGAACAUGAAACCAUGGAGGUUUCUGAGAAGUUUUUUCUUUGAGCUUCUGAAUUAGUUAUUGUCCAGUUAAGGGAAAAUUGGCUAGAUUACAAUUUAACAUUACCCAAACCAAAUGGUUAGCUAAACUAUAAGCGUCUGAUCAAACUCCUGAAUCAGGUUAGAACCAUGACAUCCAUUCUACAAAACUAGAUGGGUAAGGGUUAAUACCACUACAACACCCGAACUAUCGCAAAAAUGUCACUUGUGUCCUAUUGUAUCAAAUAUUUCAUUCAUGUCAUGAACUAUUUUUCUGUUAAAGUUGACUCAUUUUGACCGUUAAUUUUUAACAGAAAGUCUAGUCAGCGUUGACGUGGCACAUAACGUGAAAUUUUAAUUUAUUUUUUAUUUAAUAAAAUAAUUCAAAUAAAGAACAAUGAAAAUAUUAAAAAAAAAACGUUCCAUCUCCUCCAUUCAUCCCGUCGGCCCUUUCUCCCCGUUCACCCUUCCCGACACUGCUGUUACUCCGCUCAACAACGACAGCAACACCAUUACCGUACCAGAAACUUCUUGCCUCCUCUUCCCGUUCACCCUUCCCGGCACUUGCUGCUACUCCGUUGAACCCCAAAUCCCAAUCUUAGCCUUCCUUUUCUCCCGUCGACCAUUUCGAAUUCCGACGAGAGAGAGAGAAAGCGAGCGGGAGAGUGGGGAAAUUGGAGAGAGCGGCGGAGAGUGAGUUCGGCGGUGUCUUGUUUCUGGAGGCCGAGAGGUAGGCUGUUGGCGACUGCAACCACCCUACAGCUUCCCCUCCGACGACCAGCAGCCCGGAAUCUAAAGCGGGCAACUCAACACCUUUUUCCAAUUCGAUCUGUUGGACUUCUCCGGAGUAGUUACUCUAAGUCGGAUGCGCAGAGGUACAACACCCAAUUUAUUAAUUCCUAAUUAGUUUCUCCCUACACAGGCAAAUGAAGGAAUGCGUAGAGGUCUAAAUAUUGUCCAUUAAGAGACCCUAGAAUUCGGAUCUCCUGGUUUUCAGAAUGUGGAUCUCCUUGAAUUUGAAUCAUCGAUGGGCCUUGCUUUGCCAAUAUGGAUCUUGCAGUAUUAUCCCGCCAUCAAUUGUGCAAUCUCUCGCGUCGUCUAUCUUGCCCACCUUUCCCUCGUCCACUGGAAAGAAGAAGAAAGAAGGAAGAGGGCGGAGAGGGUGAGGGCGGCGGCGGCCGUGAUUUGGUAGUUGUCGGAGGCUUUAGAGCCUUUGCCCGAGUUGGCCGGCAGUCGAAGCUAGGCGUGCCUCGUUCUUGACGGAGACGGUGAAGUCAUGGUGGUGGGGGUGGUAGAUGAUGUCCACGAUGGAUGAAGAUAAGUUGAAGCAAAAUUUAAAUUUAAUUUUUUUUAUUUUAUAUUAUAUUAUUUUUUUUAUUUUAACAUAAUUUUAUUAAAAAUAAUACAUAUGGCAAUGAGGU